Molecule: messenger RNA, 1875 nt
Organism: Colletotrichum spaethianum
Lineage: Eukaryota; Fungi; Ascomycota; Sordariomycetes; Glomerellales; Glomerellaceae
Product: putative metabolite transport protein YwtG
Exons: 6
Coding region: 1-1875 (624 amino acids)
Biological process (GO): transmembrane transport
Cellular component (GO): membrane
Molecular function (GO): myo-inositol:proton symporter activity
Source: RefSeq, a predicted model, not a curated record
AUGGCUGACAAGAUUCAUCCCGAGGGUGAAAAGGUCGCCGACAUCUCCGGACACCAUGAGGAGCGCGGCACCGGCCAGCCUGAUCCUGUCGAGCUGAGCCGUAACAUUGAAGCGAAGAUCAAGAACCCACUUGAGGGAAUCACUUACGAUCAGCUCAUGCGUGACGUCGAUGUCUUCUGCCAAGAGCACGGCCUACAGGAAGAGAUCACCGUUUUCCGCAAGGGCGCACUUGUUGCCCAAGACCCGGAGAACUACGAGAACAUUGACGGCACCGAAGCCCUGAACGAGGCCGAGAUCACGGCGCUCCGUGAAGAGGUUACGCACAAGUGGCGCUUGCCCAAGAAACUCUACCUGACCAUCAUCACCUGCUCUAUUGGUGCUGCUGUCCAGGGAUGGGAUCAGACCGGUACCAACGGCGCCAACAUCUUCUUCCCCGAAGAGUACGGCAUCGCGAGCAACAGCACCCGAGACCGUCUUAUCUUAGGUCUCGUGAACGCUGGCCCCUACCUCGGAUCCGCUCUCUGUGGCUGCUGGCUGUCUGAUCCUCUCAACCAUUAUUUCGGUCGCCGCGGUGUCAUCUUCUUCUCUGCCCACUUCUGCAUCUGGCCUCUCAUCGGUUCUGCGUUCAGCCACAACUGGCAACAGCAGCUUGUGAACCGUCUUCUCAUGGGAAUCGGUAUGGGCGCCAAGGCCUCGACUGUUCCAAUCUAUGCCGCUGAGAACUCCCCACCGUCCAUCCGUGGUGCUCUAGUUAUGUCUUGGCAAAUGUGGACAGCUUUCGGUAUCGCAUUAGGAACGGCUUUUAACCUGGCCGUCUACUACGCCAAGUACAACUGGCGCCUCAUGCUUGGUGCUCCGUUCCUUCCCGCCGUCCCCCUCCUCCUGUUGAUCUACUUGUGCCCCGAGUCACCUCGUUGGCUCAUGAAGAAGGGUCGCUACCACGACGCCUGGAAGUCCAUGAUCCAACUCCGACACAACCCGAUCCAAUGCGCUCGCGACAUGUACGCCAUCCACGCUCAGCUGCAGCUUGAGAGUAAGGUUUUGGGCAAGAGCAACUACGCCAGCCGCUUCAAGGAGCUCUUCACCAUUCCCCGUGUGCGCCGCGCCAACUUGGCUGCUUUUACCGUCAUGAUUGCCCAGCAGAUGUGUGGCAUCAACAUUAUCGCCUUUUACUCCACCACCAUCUUCAAGGACGCCAAGAUGGGUGACUUCGAAGCUCUGCUCGGUUCCUUCGGUUUCGGCAUGGUCAACUGGCUGUUUGCCUUCCCGGCUUUCUGGACCAUCGAUACCUUUGGCCGCCGAUCUCUACUCUUGUUCACCUUCCCCCAGAUGACCUGGACUCUCUUGGCGGCUGGUCUCUGUACGCUGAUCGCGCCUGGCGUCACCCGUACCGCCCUGGUUUCCCUCUUUGUCUACCUGUUCGGUGCCUUUUACUCCCCUGGCGAGGGUCCCGUGCCAUUCACCUACUCAGCCGAGGUCUACCCCCUGUCUCACCGUGAAAUGGGUAUGGGUUUCGCCGUCGCCACUUGCCUUUUCUGGGCUGCCAUCUUGGGCAUGACGUUCCCUUUCAUUCUCGACAGACUCAAGGUCGUUGGCGCAUUCGGCCUCUAUGCUGGUUUCAACGUUGUCGCCUUCAUCAUGAUCUUGUUUUGGGUUCCGGAGACCAAGCAGCGCACCCUCGAGGAGCUUGAUUGGGUCUUUGCUCUCCCCACCAGUCGUUUCGCCGCCUAUCAGGUCACCAAGGCCAUCCCCUACUUCAUCAGGCGCUGGGUCUUCUUCGACCGUAGUGCUAAGCUGGAACCCCUCUACACCUUUCAGCAGCCCAACCGAACCGAGCGGGUUCACAGCUCCGACGAGGAGAAGAAGACCUACUAG